Molecule: messenger RNA, 1691 nt
Organism: Leptidea sinapis
Lineage: Eukaryota; Metazoa; Arthropoda; Insecta; Lepidoptera; Pieridae
Gene: AnnIX
Product: annexin B9
Exons: 8
Coding region: 140-1111 (323 amino acids)
Cellular component (GO): cytoplasm
Molecular function (GO): calcium-dependent phospholipid binding; calcium ion binding
Source: RefSeq, a predicted model, not a curated record
GACGGAACCAGCCGACCUCAACGAAUCGUCGUCGUGUGUACACUCAUAAAGCGUUUAUUUCGGAUUUGCCUCAACUCGAAGUAUCUCGUGCGUUUGGGUGUGUCCGGUGUCGUCUUAUACCAGAAAACAAGAAUUCAAAAUGAGCGGACAACAAUAUUACCCGUACAAGUGUACCCCCACCGUGUACCCCGCGGAACCCUUCGAACCCGCGGCAGAUGCGGAGACCCUCAGGAAGGCGAUGAAAGGCUUCGGCACUGAUGAGAAGGCCAUCAUUGACGUGUUGUGUCGUCGUGGUAUUGUGCAGCGUCUUGAAAUCGCCGAAACAUUCAAGACCAACUACGGAAAGGACCUCAUCAGCGAACUCAAGAGCGAGCUAGGUGGUCACCUGGAGAACGUCAUCGUCGCCCUCAUGACUCCCCUCCCACACUUCUACGCCAAGGAGCUGCACGACGCCGUCGCGGGAAUUGGUACUGAUGAAGAAGCCAUCAUCGAAAUACUCUGUACCCUCAGCAACUAUGGGAUUCGUACCAUCUCAGCGUUCUAUGAACAGCUUUACGGCAAGAGUUUGGAGUCGGACCUGAAAGGUGAUACUUCGGGACACUUCAAGCGUCUGUGCGUGUCGCUGUGUAUGGCCAACCGUGAUGAGAACCAAGGCGUGGACGAGAGCUCGGCUAAGGCCGACGCCGAGGCCCUGGCCUCCGCGGGUGAAGGCCAGUGGGGCACUGAUGAGUCCGUCUUUAACUCCAUACUUAUCACACGUUCCUAUCAGCAAUUAAGACAGAUUUUUGCUGAAUACGAAGCUCUAACUGGCAAAGACAUCGAGGAAACCAUCAAGAAAGAGUUCUCCGGUAGUGUGGAGAAGGGCAUGCUGGCAAUCGUGAAAUGUGUGAAGAGCAAAGUAGGUUUCUUCGCCGAACGUCUGUACCACUCGAUGAAAGGAAUGGGCACUAACGACAAGACAUUGAUCAGAAUUAUCGUGAGCCGCUCUGAGAUAGACCUGGGCGACAUCAAGCAGGCCUUCCUCGAGAAGUAUGGGAAGCCUCUGGAGGACUGGGUCUCGGAGGACGUAGGGGGCUCCCUCGGUCAACUCUUAUCUACAAUGUGUUAUUAAGCUUCACUAGAGCGAUGUAACCCAACUCGAUGAGAGACAAUUUUUUUUAAUUUGAUAAUAAUCGUACCCUAUUUACUCUUGGUACAUAUUUACUGCAUUUGUAAGUUUUUUGUAAUCUCAUACUGAAUAUGCACGCUGUGAAUAGAAAUUAUGGGCCAGUUUAAAUUUAUUAUUAUGUUGGUUAUAGUUUGUUUUUCGAUAUCUUUGCAGGAAGACCUAACCGGUGACUUCAAGACUGUGCUAGUCACAUUAUGUGCUUAAUCCUGCAAAAUUUGAGAUAUAUUACUUUUUCAAAAUUCUACGCUGUUUGCAUGUUAAGACCAGUUCAUUGUUAGAAUUGUGUAAUAUUUUGCAGGACGAUACGAAAGGGGACUACAAACGCGUCCUUCUCACUAUUAUAUCAUAAGAAAAUGCAUAAUAAAAGAAUCUAUGUUCACUGUGAAACUGCCUUAAUAUUAAUCAAAAUAGAAGUGUUGCUUGAAUAUUUUUGUGAAAAUGAGAUAUUUAUUGGUGCUGUAGUUCUCUUUAUGAUGUAUUUAGAUAUUAUUACAGUACACUGAAUUAAACUAUGCCUGUUAAA